CAAUUUCUUUCACAUUCCUGGUUUUGUAGAAUUUCAUUUGCUCUGUAGCAGUCUGGAGCCGUCGCAUGGCAAAUUGGGAAAUAGUGGAAUUGCACAGGAAUUCGGCCAAUUGGCCAAAAAUGUUGGGGGAAAUAGUAAGAAUAGAGAAAAAGAUCUUCCCAAAACAUGAAUCGCUUGCAAAAACAUUCGAAGAAGAGCUCAGAAAGAAGAACUGUGGCUUGCUUUACUCUGAAAUUGGAGGUGAAAUUGCGGGAUAUGUCAUGUAUUCUUGGCCCUCCUCACUCUUUGCUUCAAUUACAAAACUAGCAGUCAAAGAGAACCAUAGAAGAAGAGGCCAUGGCGAAGCAUUGCUUAACGCAGCUAUACAGAAAUGCAGGACUAGAAAUGUUCACCGCAUAUCACUUCAUGUAGAUCCCUCUAGAAGCCCAGCUAUGAGUCUUUACAAGAAACUUGGCUUUCAGGUGGAUAGUCUGAUAGACGGUUACUACUCUUCAGAUCGGAAUGCCUAUAGAAUGUACUUGGAUUUUGAUAUGGAUUAGCAAAAUGAAAUUUCAAAGUUAUUUGAGCAGCAUGGCGAAAUUGCACUGGUUAGCAAAAUCCAGUGACAAUGGAUACAAGCUUUUGGACUUGAGCAGAUCAAAACAAGCAUUGCUGCAGGGUCAACUCAGAGGAUUAUGAUCAUUGGAUUCGGUGUGUGAUGUCAUGCAUCCUUAAGUAAGUCCCUUUCGUCUGUAUUCAUUGAACAGCAUGCUCUGAUAUGCAUCAAUGCUCCAUUAUGUUUUCUAUGAAUAAUCAUAUUGGAUUGGCUGUAUGUUUAUAUGGAAUGUAUCUGUCAAUUAGUAAUAGGCCUUUAGUGCUUACACUACUACAUAUGGAGGACAUUUUUUGGGUUACAUCCUUCGAUCCGAUUGUUAGCAGAGGAUAUUUCUUGAAAAGGGUAUCAUUUUAUUACUUUUGGUGAUACAAAAUCCAUCUGUUUCCUUGAUACUC
Messenger RNA from Olea europaea var. sylvestris, 990 nucleotides. Its product is annotated as putative ribosomal-protein-alanine acetyltransferase. The record is from RefSeq and is a predicted model, not a curated record. The coding region runs from base 66 to 539 and encodes 157 amino acids. The transcript has 2 exons. Lineage: Eukaryota; Viridiplantae; Streptophyta; Magnoliopsida; Lamiales; Oleaceae. Gene Ontology annotation, molecular function: acyltransferase activity, transferring groups other than amino-acyl groups.